This is a messenger RNA of Williopsis jadinii, 558 nucleotides long. Its product is annotated as 60S ribosomal protein eL24. Lineage: Eukaryota; Fungi; Ascomycota; Saccharomycetes; Phaffomycetales; Wickerhamomycetaceae. Gene Ontology annotation, cellular component: cytosolic large ribosomal subunit. Gene Ontology annotation, biological process: cytoplasmic translation. The record is from RefSeq and is a predicted model, not a curated record. Bases 51 to 509 code for a protein of 152 amino acids. Gene Ontology annotation, molecular function: structural constituent of ribosome; mRNA binding. The transcript has a single exon.
CCGCAUGUAGGCUUAACAGCGAGAGUACUAACACGUUUCAUACAGUCACAAUGAAGGUUGAAGUUGAUUCUUUCUCUGGUUCCAAGAUCUACCCAGGUAGAGGUACUUUGUUUGUCCGUGGUGACUCCAAGAUCUUCAGAUUCCAAAACUCCAAGUCUGCUUCUUUGUUCCACCAAAGAAAGAACCCAAGAAGAAUCUCUUGGACCGUCUUGUACAGAAGACACCACAAGAAGGGUUUGACUGAGGAGGUUGCUAAGAAGAGAACCAGAAAGACCGUCAAGGCUCAAAGAGCCAUUGUUGGUGCUUCCCUUGAGUUGAUCAAGGAGAGACGUUCCCUCAAGCCAGAAGCCAGAAAGGCUCAAAGAGAUGCUGCUGUCAAGGCCGACAAGGAAAAGAAGAAGGCUGACAAGGCUGCCAGAAAGGCUAAGUUGGCUGCUGCUGGUGGUGCUAAGGUCUCUAAGCAACAAGCUAAGGGUGCCUUCCAAAAGGUUCACGCUACCUCCCGUUAAGAAUGUGUUGGUUCUUUAAUUUGAAAUGUACAUUGUUUAACCACUGAAA